ACGUAAACUAAAAUAUUGUUGUCUAUUUUGAUAAAUUUAUAAAAGAGUGGAAAAUUUGUUAAGACAUAGAAAGUUUAAAAUCUUCCACAACACAGUGUUAACAGAGUAAAAACAAACAGUAAAAACUUACUAGAUUCAUAGACAGAUCGGUAUAAUUUCCAGGCCUGUUUAAAGUGUCAUUUGAUAAUAACUUGAGGCGCAACGUUUUUAUACCAGUAUUAUAAUGAAAUGGAUGUUGAAGAUUUAUUUUCCGACUCGUUUGAUGAAUCUAACUUAGUGACAGUAUCUCCAAAAGAUAUAUUUGAUAGUAAACGACCUGAAAAAGAAACUGAAAAUGGAUCACAGCACAGGAAACCUAAAUCUACUAAAAUAAUUAACAUCUUGUCGUCGGUGACACUAAAACCGCCAUCAGAAAAAUGUCAUUCGGAGUCCCAAGUUUCAUGCGGUAAAAGUCCAAAACAACAGAAAAUAUAUAUAGGGAGUAAUACCCCCAUGGAACAGAAGGAAUUAGGAAGCUCCUUUAUUGAUUUAAGUAUGGAAUCUUCUAGUGACUUACUCUCUAAAUCCAGUAAAAUAAUGGAUUUAAGUGAUAUUUCUUCAGAAGAUAGUAAUUUUUCAUUAAAUGAAUUGAAUAAGCCAGUAAAAGAUGAAACUGAACUUGACCAACAAAAAGAAGGAACAGCAUAUGAACAGGUAUCAAAAGAACCAGAAAGAUCAAAUGUAAGUCCAAAACAGGAGAACCUUUUUAUUGACCAUAAUAACGCAAUGGCACAUAAUGAAUUAGGCUUUAUUGAUUUAAUGGAAGAUUCUUGUUCUAACAACUUAUUCCGUAAAACAAGUAAAAUAUUGGACGCAAGUGAUAUUUCUUCAGAUGAUAGUAAUUUUUCACUUUCAACAAAAGAUGAAGCAGAACUUGACCAACGAAAAGAAGAAAGAACACAUGAACAGACAUUAAAUGAACCAGAAGUAUCAUGUGUAAGUCAAAAGCAGCACAAAGUAAGUAUUGGUAAUACCAGCCCAAUGGAACAUACGGAAAUAGAAGAUGUAUUUACUGAUUUAAAAAAGGGAUCUUGUUCUAGUAACGUACUCUGUGAAACAAGUAAAAUAUUGAAUGCAAAUAAUAUUUCUUCAGAUGAUAAUCAUUUAGCAUCAAGUGAAAUUAAUAAGUCAAUAAACAAUAGAACAGAACUUGACCAACAAAAAGAAGAAACAACACGGGAACAGAUAUUAAAAGAACCAGAAGUAUCAUGUUUGAGUCCAAAGCAGCAGAAACUAAUUAUUGGUAAUAAUAGCUCAAUGGCACAUAAGGAAUUAGAAGAAUCUUAUUCAAAUGACCUACCCUGUAAAACCAAUGAUGAAGCAGAACUUGAUCAAGAAAAAGAAGAACCAGCAAGUAAAACAUCUGACUUAUUACAACGAACAUUAUUUGAGAACAAACUAGAAAUUAGUUUUAGUCCAUUAAAGGAAUCUCAAAGUACAACACAAACUUGUUCAUCCAGUCAGAAUAUUACUGAUUCUAAAAUAUUUUCUGAAAGUAGAAGUAUAAUCCAAAAAAAUUAUGAGGAUUUUAGUAAUAUUCCUUCGGAUAAGAAUUUAAGUGAAUCAGAAUGUUCUCAAUUUUGUACUAAUUUCCAGAAAUCAGACACCCAAAGGGAUUCUCUGUUUAUUGAAAAAUCAUUUGAUAACACAAAUAAUUGUAGUUUGUCUCCUGAAUGUCUCACAAUAGGCAAAUUAAAUGAUACAUUGCAUUUACAAAAUGCAGUAAAAACACCACAAAAUUUACCUUUAAUUUUAUAUAAACCACUAAAUCUCUCUUUCACGCAUCUAACAGAAUUAGAGAUUAAUAAAGAGUUUUAUUCAUCAAAUCAAGAAUUAUUUAAAAAUACAUGGCAAUGUAAAAUCAGUCCUAUAGGCAACGCAAUUUUGUUACAGCAUUUUAAGGAUAUUAUUGGUAUUUCUACAGACAAUGAAUAUAUUAAUAUAACAUUAACAAAUAAACCUAUGAUUGAGGAUUGUAAUAUGAAAAGCCUACAGAACAGUAAUAUUACAUUUAAUUCAGACCAAUUAAAUACAUCCAACAUUAACAUUCGCGAAGGAGCAAGUAUUAAGAAUGAACAUGCAGAACAGGUUUUAGUUUCUGAAGAGAAAUAUUUACAAUAUAAUAAUAUUACAUUUAAUUCAAAUGAAAAUGACAGUGAAAAUGCAGAAGAGAUAGCUACUUUAGAGAGAAAAAUAUUAGAGGACCAAUUGACUCUUGUCUUUAUUCAGUUAAAGGGAUUACUUAAAAACGAAGAAAAUAAAUUACCAAUGGAAAAGUUUCUAGAAAAAUUCAAACGAUUGAAAAAAGAAGGCAAACUAAUCGAAGCAUUAGAACAUUUUGGGGAGACUAGUAAAAGAAGAAAGAGGAGGAGGAAAUCUGAAUGUGAAUCAACUUCAUCUAUAAAACCUCUUGCAAAAAACCCAAAAAGUAAAACAAAAAAUGCAAAAAUUACUUCUAACACUCGUGAUAAAUCAAAAAUAUCAAAAACAGAAAUUAAUUCUAAAACAACUAAAAAAUCUAACAUUUUCGAAACAGAGUCAUCUGUAAGGCUCAGGAGUGGUUCAAGACAACUUGAAACUGCUAAAUCAAGUAAUACAAAGUCCAAAUCUAAAAAGAGAGGAAGACCAAGAAAGGAACCGUCUGGAGAUUCUAUGAGUCUUUCAGGACAACAUGAAAUCGCUAAAUUGAAUAAUAAAAAUAAUAAUUCUAAACCUGAAAAAAGAAAAAUACAAGUUGCUUUUAAACCUGAUGAUAAAUCCAAAAUUUUGAAAAUAGGACCAUUUACAGAUUCUUUUAAAAAUGGCAAAUUAAAUAGAAAAGAUAAUUCAAAAUCUGAACAAGAAAAAACAGAAAUUUGUUCUAAAACUGAUGAUGAAUAUGAAAUUUUGAAUAUAGACAAACUAAAAAAUGGAAGUUUUAAUUCUGAACCUAAAAAAGAAGAACAACUUAGUUCUAUAUCUUUACUCACUGAUAUUUUGGAAUCAGAACCAUCAACCGAGUCUUUAAGUUUGGCAGAAGAAUUUAAAAUAGAGGAAGUGAAUAAUCCAAAAAAGGAUUCUAAACCUAAUCAACCUUUAUUGAUCGAAAACAACCCAGAUUUGUCGUUUUUGCAGAAAGAUCCUAGAUUUGAGAUGGUUUUUAUACAGGAGAAAAAAAGGGGUCGCAAAAAGAAAUCACUUGACAGCCAUAGGAAACCAAUAAAUACACAAAGAAGUACUAGGCAAAGAUCUAUGAAGAUGAAUAGACAGGCAGCUUUCAAACUUGAGCAAUUCAGGAUUAGGGAUAAAAAAAAUAUGGAAAGAAUGCAAUAUUUGUCAUUAAAGGAGUGUUCCAAAAUUCCUUUUAUUGAGUUACAGCGUGAUCCAUACAUAGAAAGUCUCUGUGGGCAUGAGUUGACACCGAGUGGUAAAAACAGGGGCUUUAGAGACUUGCCUAGUAGUGCUAAAAGAAGAAAGGUGUUGUAAUAGACUCGUUUUUUUUUAAUAGUAUUAAGUAUUAGAUCUUAUGUUUAAACAGAAUUUGUUUUUUAUUUAGUUUUUUAUUUGUAAAAAGAUAUUUUGAAUAACAAAUGUGAGUUGUUAUAAAUACCAGUGUAUUAUAUAAUUAAAUAUAUAUCAA
This is a messenger RNA of Sitophilus oryzae (rice weevil), 3658 nucleotides long. RefSeq lists its product as uncharacterized. NCBI's taxonomy places the organism in Eukaryota, Metazoa, Arthropoda, Insecta, Coleoptera, Curculionidae. The coding region runs from base 229 to 3504 and encodes 1091 amino acids. The record is from RefSeq and is a predicted model, not a curated record. The transcript has 2 exons.